UAUUAAUUACAGUUACUGUUAAGACAACUCACCUAAGUAUAUUAAUAGAAGUCAUUAAAUUUUAGCAUAAAUAACUUUAAUGAUAUUGUAAUAAAAAAAAUUGUAAAGUACUAGAAGUGUUUGUUGUGAAAUAUUGUACAUUUCUCAUUUUUCAUAAUAAUCUACAAAGAAUUGUUCAAUACAAAAAUUUAGCUCUUCACAUUUGAAAUAUUGAGAUGUCUGAUGAAGAGAACGAUCGGUUUGAAAAUGAACAGUGUUUAAUCAAUAGCGAUUUUAAAAACAUACCACAUAUGCCAAGUGCUUGGGAACAAGAUAUAUAUGAUGUAGAUGAAGACCCAGAUCCACACGCUUCUCCUGAACGAGAAAUUUUGUGGGCUGCAGAACAAGGAAAUCUUGAUUUAGUAAAAUCAUUAGUUUCCAAACAGAGUAAUUUAGUACAUGUACAAGAUAAUGAUGGCUACACAGCCUUGCAUAGAGCAAGCUAUAGCAAUCAUCUAAACAUAGUUGAGUUUCUAUUAGAGAAUUGUGCAAAUCCAAAUGCUCGUACAAUUGAUCAAUGGACACCUUUACACUCAGCUUGUAAAUGGAAUAAUGUAAAAUGUGCAACUAAAUUAAUAGAAGCUGGAUCAAAUAUAAAUGCUGUUACUUCUGGUGGUUUGACUCCUUUACAUAUCGUGGCUGAAUUAUCAGAUUCUCACAAUCUAUUAGAAUUAUUAUUAUGUCAGCCAAAUAUCAAACCCAAUGAAAAACUAUUAAAUAGUUCAGAAGAUAAGCCAGUUGACAUUGCAAGCCGUAAAAGUGCAAAUUCUCGACUUUUUGAAUAUUCUGAGCCAUGUUUUAAUUAUAUAUAAAAUAUUCAAUUAUAUUUAUUCUGACCAAAGACUUAUACAAGAUGCACAUGAAGUAACAAUUAUUUUUUUACUAGGAUGAGUACUUAUUGAAUUGAUUGAUUGUGUAUAGGAAAUAUCCAUGGGUUUAAAUUUUCCUAAAACAUUUGAGCUAACAAAAUCCCAGAACCAUAAAUUACCACAUGUUGAUCCACUUAUUAUUAGAGUAUCAUUAUGAAAUAUACAGUUUUCAAUGAAAUAAUCAUUUACUGUAUGGCCAGUGUACCUAAAACAUAAAUUUAGUUAAAUGUUUUGUUCUAAAAUUAAUCAAAGUAAAAGUUUGUUUUACUCAUUUAGUAAUUCUCCUUUAUGGCGAUCCAUUAAUUUUAAAGUGUUAUCAGUGCAACUAACUAAAGUGCACAUAUUGUCUUGAGUGGAACUUAUACAAGAUAUUGGUUCUGUAAAAUUGUAAUGUCGUUAUAAUUUUAUUUAAAAUGAGGUGUAAUAAAACUUAAAGUAAUAACAUUA
Molecule: messenger RNA, 1355 nt
Organism: Daktulosphaira vitifoliae (grape phylloxera)
Lineage: Eukaryota; Metazoa; Arthropoda; Insecta; Hemiptera; Phylloxeridae
Product: ankyrin repeat domain-containing protein 49-like
Exons: 4
Coding region: 216-851 (211 amino acids)
Molecular function (GO): protein binding
Source: RefSeq, a predicted model, not a curated record